Messenger RNA from Didymodactylos carnosus, 3003 nucleotides. The record is from the annotation of a GenBank genome assembly. NCBI's taxonomy places the organism in Eukaryota, Metazoa, Rotifera, Eurotatoria, Philodinida, Philodinidae.
AUGGAAGACCCUCAACGGGAACAGUAUGUUUAUACAUAUACGUAUCAAUCAGAUGGAGAUAGUGGACAAACACCUCAAUCAAAUACGGUGAAAGUAACGACAACGGUUGAGGAAGAAACAACGCCAGAUGGUACAAAAGUUGUUCGAAAAAAAGAAGAAUCACAACAAGUAUCAAAAGUUACCAAAAUUCAAAAGAUAACACGUGUUCAUAGACACCUAAUUGAUCCCAUAACAGGUGAAAUAAUAAACCAGGAUAAUCCAAGAUAUCAAAUAUUGAUCAAUGAAUAUGGAGAGCCGAAUGCGACAUGGUCCGAUGAGAAAGUUUUUUACGAUGGAAAUGAACCAAUAAAUGGUCUGAUAACAUCAUCACACCCCAGUACAACAACAAAUGGCACUUCUCCAACAUCGUCACAACGAAAAACUCAAGACAGAACACGAUCUCAUACAGAAGAAUCAUCGUCGGCACGUUCAUCUCAACGUUCAACCACUCAUCGUCAAUGGGAAUUUGAUCAAAUUGAUCACCGAUCGGAUCAUAAUGCAUACGCUGAUAUUGGAACAGUGAUGAACAACGGAACACCUACUUUAAGUUCGUUAAGACGAAAAGAUGCUAGUCCAUUACGACAAGAAGGUCACGACUAUUUUACAACGGAAGAGAGUGGUAUUGAUAAAACAAUUGGACGUUUAAUUGAUUCGAAUGAAAAUCGUUAUUCAAAUAGUUCAGCUAUUCCCGGACAAAAAUAUGGAAAACAUGCUAGUAUUACUAAUGGUUAUAGUAGAGAUGUUGUAACAACAACGACACGUCCGGCAGAUAUGACACGCUAUUUAACAAAUAAUGAACCAGAAAAUAAUAAAAUUAGUAACGACGAACAAAUUAUUGAUUAUGAUCCAAAUGAUCCUAAUUUAGUGGACGAACCAUAUUUAGAUGUUGAAAAUCCGUAUGAAGGACUUGGCUCUGGUAGAACAGACAUUGGUCGUAGUUUACUGCCAACACUCGAACGGCAUUCGCCAGAUAGUAUAGGGCAUGCUCCUCCCGGCUAUAGUGAAAAUUAUGGUACAUUAAGUCGUUUGUAUGCACCGUAUGGUGGUGAAGAUGAUUUUAGAAAUCGUUCGCCAUCUAUUGACACUGAAUUUCGAGAACAACGAUGGAGAGAUCCCGAUCUUCAAGAAGUAGUCGAGUAUCUUGCUCAUACAAGCGAUGUUAUCAAAGAAAAUGCUGCUGCUUAUUUACAACAUUUAUGUUUCAACGAUGAUGGAAUCAAAGCUAAAACACGCGCCUUGAAUGGUAUUGCUUAUCUAGUCGCUUUGUUGGAACAUGAAAAACCGGAAAUACAAAAAAAUGCAUGUGGAGCGUUAAGAAAUUUAUGUUAUGGAAAACGAAAUGAUGAAAAUAAGCUUGAAUUAAAAAAAUGCGGUGGUUUAGCUGCAUUAAUACGACUAUUAAGACGCACUCCCUUCGAAGAUGUUCGAGAAGCAGUUACGGCCGUUCUUUGGAAUGCUUCUUCCUCACUGACAUUGAAAGGUGAAAUAUUAGAUGAUGGUCUAAUGGUUCUUGUUAAAAACAUCAUUAUUCCAUUCUCUGGAUGGAAUCCUGAUCCUAAUCAACGACUUAAUCCACAAGGAAAAUUUCCACCAGUGUUUAAAAAUGCAACAGGAAUACUAAGAAAUUGUUCAUCAGCUAAUUACGAUGGUCGACGUAAAAUGCGCGAAUGUGAUGGUUUUAUUCCGGCGUUAUUGCACGCCGUUAAUUCUUCGUUACAAUCGUUAAAUGAAAUUGACAAUAAAGCGAUUGAAAAUAGUAUGUGCAUUUUAAGAAAUUUAUCCUAUAAAUUACAAGAGAUUGUUGAUCGUGAUUAUGAUAAAAAUUAUCCGGCUAUGGCAGCAGUUGUUGCCGGUACAGCAUCGUCUUCGUGGAGUGUUAAUCCAAGUCAUCAUGAUGAGAAAAUAAAAACAGGCUGUAUGGGAUCAAAGAAGAAACCAAAACAACUUCAACAACAACAAUAUUUACAAAAUCAGUUAAAUAAUCGUCAACAACGUGAACAGAGUCAUGAACCAUCAAAUAUUUAUGCAAUAUUGGCGCCGCGAGAAGGACGUCCAGUUGAAUUACUUUGGCAACCAGAAGUUAUUGGAACAUAUGUUCAUUUAUUAAGACAUAGUAGUAAUCCUGAUACACUUGAAGCAACAGCCGGUUGCAUACAAAAUCUAACAGCUUGUUAUUGGAAACCGUCAAAUGAUUUAAGAGCAGAAGUACGAAAAGCUCGAGGUUUACCGGAACUAGUUGAUUUACUACAUGUCGAUGAAUGUGAUGCAGUUGUUAAUGCAUCAGCAAUUGCGUUAAGAAAUUUAGCUAUUGAUCCAACGAAUAGUGAAGUAUUAAGUAAUUAUGCAAUGAAAGAUUUAGUUGAAGCAUUACCAGAUCAAAAACAACAACAUCCACGACAUUCAGAUGAAACAAUCGCUUCUGUACUAGCUGCAAUCAAUGAAAUUAUAAGGGUCAAUGAUACUCAUGCUAAAUCUUUAUUUGAAAAGGAAGGUGUUCAACGAAUGAUAUUCAUAAUGAAUAGUAAACCACAUACAUUUAAUUCAAAAGUAAUUAAAUAUACAGCACAUGUUCUAAGUACAAUGUGGAAACAUCGAAGUUUACAUGAAUUAUAUAAAAAACACGGUUAUAAAGAAAGUGACUUUAUACAUCAUCGUCUAUUAAAUUCAAAAUCGUUAACAUCUAGUCCACAAUCAACAUUACAUCGGCCAAGAGGAGAUCUAGGACAACCAACAUCUUACUUAAGUAAAGGAAAACAGAUUGUUAGACCACAAAAACAUGCAGGAAGUGAAGUAUAUGGAAUGCGUAAAGUGAAUCCAAGCGUUGAAAAUUUUCCACGACCGUAUGGUAAUGGGACUCUCAACAGAGAUCCACAUGCAGAUUUGUAUGCAACAGUGCACAAACAUCGUCCACAACAAGUUCAAUCAACUUGGGAUCAUUCAGCAUCACCUGAUUCUUGGGUCUAA